CUGCCCUCCCCCACCAAUCCGGCCACAUCUUCACCACGAUGAGCACAGGAUUGCCGCCACCGCCCCCUCCGUUCCAUCCGAACUGUUCCGUGACGGGCGAGCCGAUGUGCAACUGCCCCUUCGCUCCCUCUCCUCCCCUGCCCUUCACACCUGACACGCGCGGAGUGAGAGAGUCGGCCACACGCCGCCCUUCGCCUCCUGUCGGACAGCCCAAGCAUACGCAGCCGGGCGUCUUGGCUGUGUCGCGGAGGGUGGCUGUCGAUGGCAAGAUGGAGGAGAGGGCCUGGCUGCCAGCUCAUCUGGAGUGUCUGCCGCCUGCCGUCAGUGUGUCAUCUCUGUUGCCGCCCGACAAGUGUGCCGAUGACGGGAUGAGCAACGUGGUGCUGUCGGCGAGGAGUGUCAAGGACUACGCGAUGGCGAUGAGUCGGUGGUUGAAGAGGGAGAGGAAGGGGUACCUCGACGACAGGGCCAGGGUGGUCGCAUCCGUCGUCCCCACAUGCUUCUUGUGCGAUGAACACGGUGAGGGAAGGGGGUCUGGCGUGCUGUCUGCGUGUGCGACGGCUGGGAAUAUAUAUGUGUGUCCGUGUUGUGGGUGUGGGUGUUCAGGCAGCCACAAGGGCACUGGUUUCUGCAAGUACUGUCUGGGGUUUGAGGCGCGGCCCGACGCGCCUCCCGACACCGUGCCCAUGGUGUGUCGGCGGGACAACUGCCGCGAGCGGUUCCGCAACAUCGAUGACAUGCUCAUCUGUGGAGGAUGCAGGACAACAAUCCACGCCAAGUGUGUGAGGGACCAGACAGACAGACACAACUGAAGAGAUGCGCACGUGUGCAUGGGGGCUGCGUGGGAGGAGGGGACGCAUCGAUGACACUCAUUCCUACGUGGUGCGUGUGUGUUGUGUGUUGUGUGUUGUUGCAAUUGACGCGCAUCGACAAUAAAUGCAAUGCCUGCAGGUGCUGUGACCCUCCGUUGGUGUGGCUGCUGGUCACCAUGUUCCCCUGGAGAUGCCCUGACUGCAAGGUCGGUCCGUCGGCAACACCACACAGACAGACACAGAGGGAUGAGCAUCCCGCCUCUGUGCAUUGACCUUCUUCUCUCCCUGUGUGUGUGUGUGUGUGUAUGUGUGUCAGAGGUGCAGUGUGUGUGGGAGGCGGCAGGACAGCGCAUCCCUUGUGAGGUGCGCCGUGUGUGACCGGGCCUUCCACAUUGGGUGCCUCACACCGCCACUAGACAAGGUGGGUGGGCCAUGAUUCACCAAGAGAGGGGCGGUGUUCCCAUUAAGCGGCGUGUCUGUCUGUCUGUCUGUCUGGGUGCUUGUCUGUCUGUCUGUCUGUCGAAUAUUCAGGUGCCCGAUGGCCACCAGUGGAUGUGCGCCACGUGCGGCAAGUGCUCGACCUGCGCCAAGGACCUCGCAAUAGAGGAGGCAAAGGUGCGGACCAACCACAGAGGAAUCCACCCCACACCGGCGGGCAUGUGAGCUGUCUUGGUCUGUGUGCCCUCCAGGACACUAGUGCUGCCUCUCUGCUCCAUCGGCAGUGCACCGUCUGCAAGGAGGGCCCCAAGCCACCACCACCACCACAGCAGCAGCAGCAACAGGGUUCCACCGCCGCCGCCGCUGCUGCUGCCGCUGCUGCUUCUUCAGCAGAGACGAGGGAUCUCUGCGGCGUGUGCGGCAAGCCGCCGCCGACGCCGGAGCCAGCAGCUGAGGGCAAGCCAGAGGAAGAGACGCCUGUGCCGACGUGUACCAUCUGCCACAAAGGUCAGCCAGUCAGCGCCAGAGGCCACAGACAGACAGACAGACAUCACCUUUUGCCCUUGUGUGUUCAGUCGUGCAUCGAGAGUGCAGCGUCGGCCCGGCCCACAAGAGACGGCGCGUCGAGGCGCCCCCGGCACCCGCGGCAGCCGAGAGAAAGGAGGAUCACGGCGCGGCGAUGGACGUGGAGGUGUGUGAGGACCGGCAGGCCAAGCGGCCGAGGGAGUGGGUCGUCUGCAUCGUGUGCCAUGAGAUAGAGGAGGCAUUCUUGUAGACAGACAGACAGACCACGGCCACCCACCGGCAAGCACUGCACUGGCAGACGGAUGACGACCCGGUCCGGUGCUCGGUGCGUGCGAUAUGCAUGAGAGUGGGUGGGUGGGUGGAUGGGUCAGUGUGUGUUGUGUGUUGGAUGGAGGCGGUGUGGGUGAUUCUCGUCGUCGUCCCUCACAAACAGGACAGGACGACAUGGGAAUGACUCUCACCCCCGCUCGGGUACCCAUCAGGAGCCAACGACACACACUGAGCUCACUGAAGGCGUGUUACACUUGACUGAUAGCAACAGUGAGUGAUAUCAGACUUACGAGGGCUGCAUUGCAAUCCACUGACGGA
Messenger RNA from Vitrella brassicaformis, 2363 nucleotides. NCBI's taxonomy places the organism in Eukaryota, Vitrellaceae. The record is from the annotation of a GenBank genome assembly.